AUUUAUCUUCUUCCUACGUGAAGCACAGAGAAGCACAGAAAAGCACAAAAGCACAGAAGCUUCCUCCGACAACAACACAAAUGGUUUUGGUUUUGGAGUUGAGCUAUAAGCUUAGCUAGCACAAAAUAACUCCCAACUCCCAACGAAGUUGCCGUGUUUCUUUGUCUUUGUGUUUGUCCGUUUAUAUAUUUUAUUUUGCUUUAGUACUAAAAUAGAAUACUACUAGUAGCAAUUUUUUUACUGUUUUAAUAGUUUAGAAUCGAAUCCAUCCAAUUCCAACCAAUCCAAUCUGAAACCUUCCCGCGCAAACAACAAGGAAGGAAUAAAAAUAUAAUAUUUUUUUAAUUAAAAAAAAAAAGAAAAAGAAAAAAAAAAGGGGUUUAGCGUAAUAGUAGGGAAGGGAGUAUAAAUAGUGAGUGAGUGAUGCUGAUGAGGAGGAUGCAUUUUGUUGUAAAUCAUAAUCAUAAUCAUCAUCAGCGCAGUGUAAAGAGUGUCGUUUACGCACUGCUUCUCUCUCUUUCCCUUUCUUCUAAUAAUUCUAAGAACGCCGCCGUCGUCCGAUCAACGGCCACCAUGACCACACAGGCCCAGCCUCAGCCUCAGCCUCAGCCUCCUGUGGCAAAGAAGGUGCCUCACAAGAUGGAAUUGUUCGGUGACGUGAGGGUGGACAACUACUAUUGGCUCCGCGACGAUUCUCGCUCCAAUCCUGACAUGCUCUCUUACCUCCAACAAGAGAACGCCUUUACCGAUUCCCUCAUGUCCGAUUCCAAAAAGUUUGAAGAUGAGCUGUAUGCGGAGAUCAGAGGGAGGAUCAAAGAGGACGAUGUGUCUGCCCCUGUGCGCAGAGGAGCUUACUAUUACUACCAGAGGACUCUUGAGGGCAAGGAGUAUGUUCAACACUGUAGGCGCCCUGUACCCAAUCCCAACGCCCCACCUUCUGUGCACGACACCAUGCCCACGGAUCCCAAUGCUGAAAAAGAGCAUAUUAUCUUGGACGAGAAUGUUAAGGCUCAAUCUUAUGAUUAUUAUAGCAUUGCUGCUUUCAAGGUUAGUCCCAAUAACAAAUUGGUGGCGUAUGCCGAGGACACUAAAGGAGAUGAGAUCUACACUGUUUAUGUCAUUGAUGCUGAAACUGGGGCUACUAUGGAUAACCCUCUUGUGGGUGUCACUGCCUAUCUUGAAUGGGCUAGUGAUGCCUCUUUAGUUUACAUCACCAUGGAUGACAUUCUCCGCCCUCACAAGGCAUGGUUACAUAAAUUGGGAACACAGCAAUCUAGCGAUACCUGUCUUUACUACGAAAAAGAUGAUACCUUUUCUCUUGAUCUUCAAGCUUCUGAAAGCAAGAAGUUUUUGUUUGUUGCUUCUGAAAGUAAAAAUACUAGGUUUAACUUUUAUCUUGAUGUUUCAAACCCUGAAGAUGGACUUAAAGUUCUCACACCUCGUGUAGAUGGCAUUGACACCUCAGUCAGCCAUCGUGGGAAUCAUUUUUUUAUCCAGAGGAGGAGUGAUGAGUUUUUCAACUCUGAACUCAUAGCUUGUCCUCUGGAUAAUACUAAUGCAACUACGCUUCUUCUUCCACACAGACAAAGUGUAAAAAUUCAGGACAUACAACUCUUUAACGAUCAUCUCGUUGUAUAUGAGCGUGAAAAUGGUCUACCAAAAGUAACUAUUUAUGGCCUUCCAGAUGUUGGAGAACCUCUUAAGAGCCUUCAAGGUGGUCAUCUUGUUGCGUUUAUUGAUCCCAUAUACUCAGUGGAUCCAUCAGAGUCACAGUUUAAUUCCAGCAUUUUACGAUUUUAUUAUAGCUCAAUGAAGACUCCUCCCUCUGUAUAUGAUUAUGAUAUGAUGACAGGCGUUUCUGUCUUGAAGAAGAUUGAAACAGUGUUGGGGGGUUUUGAUGCCUUGAAUUAUUUUAUUGAAAGAAAAUGGGCGAAUGCUCCAGAUGGUACUCAGAUUCCAAUAUCAAUUGUUUAUCGCAAGGAUCUUGUGAAACUCGAUGGGUCAGAUCCAUUACUACUUUAUGGCUAUGGCUCUUAUGAGACAUGCAUAGACCCCAGUUUCAAGUCAUCAAGGCUGUCUUUGUUAGAUCGGGGUUUUAUUUAUGUAAUAGCUCACAUCCGUGGAGGUGGUGAAAUGGGAAGGCAGUGGUAUGAGAAUGGGAAGUUGUUGAAGAAAAAAAAUACUUUCACUGAUUUUAUUGCUUGUGCUGAGUACUUAAUAGAAAACAAGUACUGUUCAAAGGAAAAAUUGUGCAUUAAUGGAAGAAGUGCGGGAGGAUUGCUUAUUGGUGCUGUUCUUAAUAUGAGACCUGAUUUGUUCAAGGCUGCUGUGGCUGGAGUACCUUUUGUAGAUGUUUUGACUACAAUGUUGGAUCCAACCAUCCCUCUUACCACUUCAGAGUGGGAGGAAUGGGGUGACCCUCGGAAGGAGGAGUUCUACUUCUACAUGAAGUCAUAUUCCCCUGUUGAUAAUGUUAAGGCACAAAAUUAUCCUGACAUUCUUGUAACAGCUGGUUUAAAUGAUCCACGUGUUAUGUAUUCUGAACCUGCUAAGUUUGUGGCGAAACUGAGGGAUCUGAAGACUGAUGAUAACCUACUGUUGUUUAAAUGUGAACUUGGUGCUGGGCAUUUUUCGAAGUCAGGAAGAUUUGAGAAGCUCCAAGAAGAUGCAUUCACGUAUGCCUUUAUAAUGAAGUCUCUAAAUAUGAUUCCUAGCCAUGGAUCUGAGCAAAAUUGAUCACUUGCAAAAUGGUGUCGGCAACAUCUUUACUAGUUUAUGUGUGUUAAUUCUAAAUGUGAUCUAAAAUGUUGAUUUGUUAGUGUUGAUUGCUGCAAUUUACAACUUUACACGUAGUAUGGAAAAACAAAUGUAUCAUUAUUUGAUACCAGUUACAAAUUCUGGUGGUUUUUAUCUAUAUUAGGGACUAUUAUUUGGUGUUGCCCAUAAA
Quercus robur (English oak) is the source of this 2947-nucleotide messenger RNA. RefSeq lists its product as uncharacterized. The transcript is spliced from 10 exons. The record is from RefSeq and is a predicted model, not a curated record. Gene Ontology annotation, biological process: proteolysis. The coding region runs from base 424 to 2736 and encodes 770 amino acids. Gene Ontology annotation, cellular component: cytosol. Gene Ontology annotation, molecular function: serine-type endopeptidase activity. NCBI's taxonomy places the organism in Eukaryota, Viridiplantae, Streptophyta, Magnoliopsida, Fagales, Fagaceae.